GAAUCAACUGCCAGAGAAAUGGCCGCACCGCUAGUGUUCCGAGUGUCCAUCGUGACACUGUUGUUAGUCUGUGCCGCGUCACAAAUCACCGCCACCGUACGGGACCUUGAGGAAAAGGAUUGGUACGAGCACGCCACCUUCUACCAGAUCUACCCGCGCUCGUUCAAGGAUAGCAAUGGCGACGGUAUCGGUGACCUGAAGGGCAUCACUUCGAAGCUAGAGUAUCUGGCCGGUCUUGGUAUCGAUGCGGCCUGGCUGAGUCCACCAUUCAAGUCUCCGUUGCGUGACUUUGGUUACGAUGUGUCCGAUUUCUACGACAUACAGCCCGAGUAUGGUACGGUGGCUGAUAUGGAGGAGCUGAUCGAGGAAUCGCACCGUCACGGUAUCAAGCUGAUGCUGGACUUUAUCCCGAACCAUAGCAGCGACGAGCACCAGUGGUUCAUCGAGUCGGCCCGAGGCAAUCCGACGUACCGAGACUACUACGUUUGGCAUCCGGGGCGGAUAAACUCGGUGACCGGGGUCCGGGAACCGCCAAACAACUGGAUCUCCGUGUUCGGUGGUUCGGCUUGGAAGUUCCACGAGGGACGCGGUGAGUACUAUCUGCACCAGUUCACGGAUAAGCAGCCCGAUCUGAACUACCGCAAUCCGGCCCUGCUCCGGGAUAUGACGGCCAUGUUAAGCUUCUGGCUCGGGAAGGGUGUCGAUGGGUUCCGGCUCGAUGCGAUCAACCACAUGUUCGAGGAUGAGCAGCUGCGUGAUGAGCCACCGGGUUGGGGGCCACCCGGUUCCUACGACGAGCUCGAUCACAUCUACACCAAGGACAAUCCGGAUACGUACGAAGUGGUGUACGGUUGGAGGCAGCUGUGUGAGGACUAUGGCCGCCAGACGGGCAAAACGAUCAUCCUGAUGACGGAGGCGUACGCGUCGAUCGAGAACACGAUGCGGUACUACGAGGAAUCGCCGGGCGGACGGCAGGGUGCCCAUAUGCCUUUCAACUUCCAGCUCAUCUACGAUUUCAAUAGUGAUCAGAAUGCGAUUGGGUUGAAGCAAUCGAUUGACUUCUGGUUGAACCAUAUGCCGGCACGCCAAACACCGAGCUGGGUCGCGGGAUCGCAUGAUCACUCCCGUGUGGCCAGUCGCGUUGGGUUGGUGAAGGUUGAUCAGUUGCUUACCCUGCUCCACACACUUCCCGGUACCAGUAUCACCUACUACGGAGAAGAGAUCGGAAUGCUGGACUACAAGGCGGCCGAACAGUUUGACAACCGUGAUCCGAACCGCACACCGAUGCAGUGGGACAACACCAUAUCUUCUGGGUUCAGUACGAACCGGACCACCUGGUUACCGUUGCAUCCGGACUAUCCGACGCGUAAUGUCGCGAUGCAGGAGUCCGCGGACAAGAGCACCCUUAAGCACUUUCGCACAAUGACCAAGCUGCGUCGCCAUCGAACAAUGAUCGAUGGAGAGUUCACACAUCGGACGGUCGGACGUGAUGUGUACGCUUUUAGUCGGGAUCUGCACGGUGAGGAUUCGUUCGUGACGGUGCUCAAUAUGGCUGCUGAGGGGCGUACGGUGGAUCUAGGGGACUUUGUCAACCUGCCAGCUUCGCUGACGGUGGAGAUUGCGCAACCAAACUCCAAUUAUAAGGCAGGCGAUGAAGUGUCCAUCCACCAGGUGAAGCUGCUGGCACACGAUUCCGUCGUACUGCGCGGAGUGGUGUCCGGUUCCGCUACCGUUCACCUUUCGUUGGCUGUCGCCAUCUUGGCGUUCGUGAAAAAUGUUUUGUUCUAAAUCCGAAGCAGCAGUAGCAGCAGGUGUCACUAUGGCGCAAUAAAAAUGGAAUACACACAAAGGGAAUGCAAAAUACAGCGGCGGAGACAGUACUUGUAGGUGCUCUCUCCAAGAAUCCCAGGCCGAACGAAGAAGUUUUGCGAAACAACUGGAUUGGAUUGUGAAUUUGAUUAAACAUUUAAUUUUCCGA
Messenger RNA from Anopheles aquasalis, 1978 nucleotides. RefSeq names its product alpha-glucosidase-like. The record is from RefSeq and is a predicted model, not a curated record. Lineage: Eukaryota; Metazoa; Arthropoda; Insecta; Diptera; Culicidae. Gene Ontology annotation, biological process: carbohydrate metabolic process.